AUGGCAUCCAUGGCUGUAGCGUCAGCGGCAGCACCGGCGUCAGAAGCGGCGAUGAGCUGUGCAGCCGCGAUGCAGCCUUCCACUGAGGCUCUCUCUUAUCGGAUCGGAGGCAUGCUGGGCAUCCUCGUUAGUAGCAUCAUCGGCUUCUCCCUGCCAUUCCUGCUGCGCGGCCGUCACAAGACGCUGCUCUUCUUCUUCCGCGCCAUGGCUGCUGGCAUCGUGCUCGCCGUUGCCAUCGUGCACAUCUUCCCAGGCGCACAGGAGGCCCUUUCGAACCCAUGCCUCGACUUGUCCUCCUCGUCCUUCCCCUGGGCCCCGGUCUUCAUCCUCUUCUCAGCGCUUUUCUCCUUCCUCGUGGAGUGCUACCUCAAGAAGAUCCUCCUCCUCUCCUGGCGCCGCAAACACCCCUCCGCUGCUGCUACAUCUGCUGCUGAUUCUGUUGUUUCUGCUGGUUCUGCUGGUGGGAGCAGGAGUGGCGGUAAGAAGCGGAGGCUGGGUGCGGGGGUGGCGUACACGCUAGAGAUGGGCAUCAUCUUUCACUCCAUCUUCAUUGGCAUUGCGCUUGGUGCGAAUCACGACAGCGCCGAGAUCAAGGGGCUUGCGAUCGCCCUCGUCUUCCACCAGGGCUUCGAGGGCAUAAGUCUCGGUACAGCCGUCGCCCCAUGCCGCUUCUCGCUGCUCAAGACUCUUUGCAUGGGGCUGCUUUUCGCAUUCACCACACCUCUGGGAGUGGCUAUAGGGCUGGCCGUCCAUUCGUCCUAUAACUCCAACAGCCAGGCUGCUCUUGCGACUGAGGGCGCGUUCAAUGCCGUGUCGGCCGGCAUCCUCAUUUACAACGGACUCGUUGACUUGUUAGUGCCGACGUUCGACGAGCACGACGAGAACACCCCGAAGGAUCCAGUUGCGAGCAAGUUUUUAGCGUCGACGGUUCUUAAAAGUGAAAAUGGGGAGCGGCGCGGGCCGAGGGAGGAAAGGCGGACCGACGGGUCGUCGACACUUUUCGACGGUCGAGGAAAUGAAGUCAGGCACGUCAUCCGAGCCUAA
Closterium sp. Yama58-4 is the source of this 1044-nucleotide messenger RNA. NCBI's taxonomy places the organism in Eukaryota, Viridiplantae, Streptophyta, Zygnematophyceae, Desmidiales, Closteriaceae. The record is from the annotation of a GenBank genome assembly.